Molecule: messenger RNA, 2655 nt
Organism: Vespula pensylvanica (western yellowjacket)
Lineage: Eukaryota; Metazoa; Arthropoda; Insecta; Hymenoptera; Vespidae
Product: knirps-related protein-like
Exons: 3
Coding region: 260-1732 (490 amino acids)
Biological process (GO): regulation of DNA-templated transcription
Molecular function (GO): sequence-specific DNA binding; zinc ion binding; DNA-binding transcription factor activity
Source: RefSeq, a predicted model, not a curated record
GAAAAUAAUCGAAGGCGGAAUUAAAAGUAUACGCGUAGGAACGGCGUUUCUGGUACGAAACUAUGCUCGGCUUCGUUCGGCUCAACUCGAACGAGAAGUGUCAACGACUGUGGGGUGUAGGUCAGGAGAGAGAGACUCCGUUGAUCAAACAUUCGAUGUCUCUUCCAUUAGCUAAGAUUUACUUUCCCAUUUAGCGACAGUCCGUCAUGUAUGAAAGUCGUCGAAAGAGAGCCUACGAGGGAACGUAACGUACUCGCACAUGAAUCAGCAAUGCAAGGUGUGCGGCGAACCCGCGGCUGGCUUCCACUUUGGCGCGUUCACCUGCGAGGGCUGCAAGUCCUUCUUUGGAAGAUCUUACAACAAUCUAAAUAGUAUAUCCGAAUGCAAGAACGGCGGUGAAUGCGUGAUAAACAAGAAGAAUCGUACUGCCUGCAAAGCGUGCCGUUUAAGAAAGUGUCUUCUCGUUGGAAUGUCGAAAUCUAGUUCCCGUUAUGGGCGCAGAUCUAAUUGGUUCAAGAUUCAUUGUCUUCUUCAAGAACAACAACAGCAACAACAGCAACAACAACAACAGCAGCAGCAGCAGCAACAACAGCAACAACAGCAGCAACAACAGCAACAACAACAACAACAGCAACAGCAACAUCAUUAUUCUCAAGCUUUGACGACGAAUCCGCAAUUAUCUCAACAACAAAGGAAACCAAUGAGCCCACCGAUAGGUUUACAUCCGAGUCAAAGGAAAGACGAUAAUUUGUUGCUCGGAUUGGACGAUUACAAGAAUUCAACGUCGCCUAGUAUAAGUUCUCCGGAGUCUCAUAACAGCGACAGUUCGGUUGAAAUAUCCGAAAGAAGAGCGGCGUUUGUUGGACAUCCAGGCUUUCGACCUUUACAUUCUCAUUUGCCACACUCUGUAGCCGAACUGUCGGCUUUGGGUAAAGAGAUGAUGACGUUACCGCUUGGUUUUCAUCUCGGUGGAAUGUCUUUGAUUCAACCAGCGUUCUUACCACCCCCAAGUCUUACGAUGUUCUCGCCUUAUCAUCUAUACGCAACGCCACAUGGCGGUUCGCACCCGUUAGUACCAUCUUGUCACUCACCGAGCGUACACAGAAGUUCGCCAGUUAUCGAAGAUGUAUCCUCGACGAUAUCGACGACUCCGACGACGGCGACGACGACGACGACGACGACGUUGACCGUGGUUCCAACUACGACGAGUAUCGAGACAACGAACGCGAUCAUCAGCAUCGAUGAUAAAGACUCCUGUGCAAAUAAUAAUAAUAACAAUAAUAAUAACAAUAACAAUAAUAACAACAACAAUAAUAAUAAUAAUAAUAACAACAACAAUAAUAAUAAUAAUAUUAACAACAAUAACAAUGACAAAUACGUUCACAAUCAGAACGUUCGAUCGACGAUAGAGAAUAUUACGUCGACCGAGAAUUAUAGCAAAAGAUUUUAUUUGGACGCGGUACUGAAGAGACAACGAUUAACAAGAGGUGAAUCUUCACCGAGAUCUUCGAAAACUUCAUCCGAUAGAGAUUCGUUGAGCUCGACUCCCGAACUCGACAUUGAUUGUCUACCACCACAAGACAAUCCCAUAGAUCUUUCAAUGAAAUCAACGACCGCCAGCGUAGUUGAUCCUACUCAGGAGGACGAACUCGACAUGGAAGAAGACAGCGACAGGGACAGCCCACCCUUGAAGAAAAGGCCUGCACCUAUCGAUCUCACUACGAGGUCUUAAGUCUUUCUUUUUCUUUCUUUUCUUCUCUCUCCCCUCAACCGCAACUCCAACCCCUUCCAGGAUAUGGAAUUUAUGAUUCCACGAUGACUCGGAAGAAAACUUUUCUUUGAGGAAAGAAAACGGAUUCUAUAAGCUUAUUCUAAAAGUGUAUUUACUACGAAAAAUGCUACUUUUCUUUUUUUUCUCUUUCGUCUUCUUUUCUAUUCUUUUCUUUCUCUUUCUCUUUCUCUCUUUCUCUCUUUCUCUGUAUCUCUUUCUAGUCUACCGAAAAUCGUUCCUACACCGUGAGAAAGGUCAGGGUGCUAUUAUACGCGAUCCACGUUAGAUAUGUGCGAGAUAAUAGGAAGGUGCCUAAGCAAAACGGUGAAAUCGAAAAUUGCUAUAGGCACACGAUGGACUUUGACAACGAUAUUCUACGAAGAUAACCUGUGUGUUAUAUUUAAUUUUAUUCACGUUUCCAUUGGUAUUACUAAACGGACCUUGUGUAUUUGUGCGUGUGUGUGGGUGUAUAUGUAUGUUAGAGAGAGGGGGGAGAGAGAGAGAGAGAGAGAGAGAAGAGGAAGAAACGAAUGAACUCUAGUGUUCAAUCGAUAAAAUUGUAUUUAUCAUAACAUAUCGUAUCUAAUCAUUGAAAAAUUUGUUCCACGACGAAAUCGAAUACAUAAUCGAAAGGAUUAAAAAAAAAAAAAAAAAACAAACCAACGAACAAAAAGAAAAACAAAAAAAGAAAAUGAUUCGAUCGUUCGAUCAAGAAAAAAAGAGAGAGAGAGAGAGAGAGUUGUGUCUCAGUUUCUUACGAUCGAUCAUAAAAUGAAAUAUUGAUAGUUUAAUUAACGAUCUCGCGUUCUUUCUCGAUCGGUAGACAAAGAGAGAAGGAUAUGGAAAAAAGAAAAUAAAUGGAUAAGAGAAGAUAGAAAAAAGGA